Hibiscus syriacus is the source of this 1116-nucleotide messenger RNA. RefSeq names its product TMV resistance protein N-like. The transcript has 4 exons. Gene Ontology annotation, molecular function: ADP binding. The record is from RefSeq and is a predicted model, not a curated record. Bases 1 to 1116 code for a protein of 371 amino acids. Gene Ontology annotation, biological process: signal transduction; defense response. Lineage: Eukaryota; Viridiplantae; Streptophyta; Magnoliopsida; Malvales; Malvaceae.
AUGGCUGCUUCUUCAUCCUAUUCUCCUCAAUUGAAGUAUCAAGUUUUCUUGAGCUUCAGAGGUGAGGACACGCGCCUCAAUUUCACCGGCCAUCUACUCAAAGCUUUGAAAGACACCGGAAUGAAUGUCUUCUUCGAUGAAGAAAAACUGGAAAAAGGGGAGCAACUUUCACUCGCACUCUCCCAAGCAAUUGCAGCAUCGAGUCUCUGGAUAAUCGUCUUAUCUGCCGACUAUGCUUCUUCCAAAUCAUGCUUAGCCGAGCUCUCUGAUAUCAUGGAUCGCAAGCACAGUCAAGAACAUAUCGUUCUUCCCAUAUUUUACCAUGUUGAUCCCUCCGAUGUACGGAAUCUCAGUGGACGCUUCAAAACAUCCUUUGAAGAACAUGAAUCAAAUAGGCCACUCGAUGAAGUCAAGAGAUGGAAAGCUGCAUUUGUUGAGAUCGGUAAAAUAAAGGGGAGGCAUAUAGACGGAGGCAAAUUCGAUAGAUCUGAUACCGAGUACAUUCACGAUGUCGUUCAAUAUGUCAUGGAAAAGUUGAAUAACAAGUCUAGUAGUGUUUCUGAAGAACUUGUUGGAAUAGAAUAUGAGAAAAAGAUGAUUAUGAACCUGAUCGAACAAGGAAACGGUCGAAUAAUAGGACUUUGGGGAAUGGGUGUAUCGGAAGUUUGUAUAGACACCCCCUCCAUCCUAUCCACUUUUAUCCGAGAGAGGCUCAACAAUAUAAAAGCAAUUGUUGUCCUUGAUGAUGUCAAUGAUUCAGACCAAAUAGAUGUUAUGGGUGUUAAAUAUUUGGGCGAUGGAAGUAAAACUGUUGUAACAUCAAGAGAUAGACAAGUGCUUAAGAAUGGAGGAGCUGACAAAAUAGACGAGGUAAAAAAGCUAAAUGUGAUCGAUUCUCUUCGACUUUUUUCUACAUUUGCAUUCAACCUGUUGAAUCCAACUGUUGAUUUUCAAGAUUUAUCGUACAAGUUUGUGCAGUACGCCCAAGGCAGUCCACUUGCUCUUAAAGUCUUGGGUUAUAAACCGUAUAAAAAGUGCAGAAAAGACUGGGAAAGCGAGGAUCUUGUUAAUUUAAAGGUGUUGAGAGAGCUCAGUAACCAUGAGUUUGCAACAUAG